UAGGGGGACAGUUUUAUGUUCAUAUAAUACCAUGGGGAAAGAUGUUGACGAUUGAAAUAGUUGUUUUGAGUAAACAUUUACUAAGAGCUACAAGGUGUAAGAGAAAUCCUGAAUAGAGAAGCAUGAUUUGUAAAUUGCUUUCUGUAUGCUAAAUAUGGUGCUAGUGAUUUUGUGGAAUGCCCAUUAAAUCCUAAUUAAUAAAUAGGCAUUUUCUUUGACGACCGGGCAACCAUAUUCGCUUAAGCCUGUUAACAUUUGGUGUAAAGAACUGAUGCCAUUCUGACCUCUGCGCCUCCCUUUCUGAGAACUAGUCAGUUCAGCAUUCCGUUUCCAUAGAAACAAGGGAUCGGGUCAAAGCGUAGAGAAACAGGAUGUUCAGGUUUCUUUUCCGGUUCAUACCGGAAGUUGACGCAAACGUCCGCACAUGGGUGGCCCUAGAGAGGAUGCCGCUGGUAGUGUUUUGCGGGCUGCCGUCGAGCGGCAAGAGCCAGCGUACAGAAGAGCUACGCCGGGCUCUGGCGGCCGAGGGCCACACGGUGUACGUGGUGGACGAUGCUUCGGUGCUGGGCGGUCAGGACGCGACGGUGUACAGCGACUCUGCCCGUGAGAAGGCGCUGCGUGCUGCGCUGCGGGCCGCGGUGGAGCGGCGCCUGAGCCGGCAGGACGUGGUCAUCCUGGACUCGGUGAACUACAUCAAGGGCUUCCGCUACGAGCUGUACUGCCUCGCGCGGGCCGCGCGCACGACGCUCUGCCUGGUUUACUGCAUACGCCCGCUGUGGCCGAGCCGCCGAUCUGAGGAGGCUGACGCCGCCGAGAACUGGGGUCUGCCUGUCAGUGUGAGCUGGAGGUCGCGCCUCGAGGAGGAGCAGCGCGCCGCCAGCCCGUUUGCAAAUGGGGCAGUCCUGCCUGCCUUCUCCCGGGAACCGGAUCCAGAAGAAAUCCUGCCAUUAAAUCUUCCAGCGGUAGGCACCCUGGAGCCCGAGAAAUCUGCAGAGCCUGCGCCUAGUGCCUUUCCUCCCGAACUUUUGGAGUCCUUAUCACAGCGCUUUGAGGCUCCUGACUCUCGGAACCGCUGGGACCGACCUUUGUUCACCGUGGUGGGUUUAGAAGAGCCAUUGCCCCUGGCUGAGAUCGGGUCUGCACUGUUUGAGAACCGGGCCCCCCCACCCCAUCAGUCCACGCAGUCCCAGCCCCUAGCCUCUGGUAGUUUUCUGUACCAGUUGGAUCGGGCCACGAGCCAGGUGUUGACUGCCCUGAUGGAAGCACAGAAGAGCGCCGUCCCUGGAGAUGUGUUAACGCUUCCUGGCACCACAGAGCACCUCCAGUUCACCCGUCCCCUGACCAUGGCGGAGCUGAGUCGCCUCCGUCGACAGUUUAUUUCCUACACAAAAAUGCAUCCCAACAACGAGAACCUGCCUCAACUGGCCAACAUGUUUCUUCAGUAUCUGAGACAAAGUUUGCACUAAUGGAGGUAGUGGGAGGCGGCGAUGGUCCUGCCUAAAUUCACUGUACAUUGUUUAUGAAGAAUGGUCUAAAGGUGUGCAGAGCGCACUGUAGUACUAGGGUUGCUAAGUUUGACUGACUCGUCUUCUUGACUGCCUCUGUGCCUGUCAACACCUGCGUGUAUAGCAUAAGCUGAAGCAUAGAGGUUAGCUCCAGAAAUCUCAGGUGGGCAGGGUUUUUCUUUGGUUGGACUCUGCUUGGGGAUACUGCUUCAGGAUGGAGGAGGAGAAUUGUUUUAAAUCAACUGUGAGUAGAAAACGACGGUGAUACAGUUUUGUACGGCCCUUCUUUCAUACUACAAGUAUUUUUGAGUACAGUACUUCUUGCUAUCUACCCUGGAGCUUUGAACACAGAUACAUCAUUUGUUCUGGGAAACAUUUGUAUAAAGACAACCAUUAGGUAUUUCCUCUAAUAAAAUCUUUUAAAAUUG
Molecule: messenger RNA, 1933 nt
Organism: Phodopus roborovskii (desert hamster)
Lineage: Eukaryota; Metazoa; Chordata; Mammalia; Rodentia; Cricetidae
Gene: Kti12
Product: KTI12 chromatin associated homolog
Exons: 1
Coding region: 372-1466 (364 amino acids)
Source: RefSeq, a predicted model, not a curated record